AUGUCAAAACCUGAACAACCGUCCAAGCUGGUCACCAUAGUCUAUGCAAUCCAUCACUUUCAAGCCGAAAACCCAGAUGAGCUCUCCUUCUCUGCGGGCAAACCGAUCGAGGUCACCGAAAAAAACGACCUCUAUGGCGAUGGCUGGUGGCAAUGGUAUCCGUGCAGUUUCAGACGCCCCUACCUCAGUCAUACAGAAGACUUGGUUAAGAUUGUCGAUUUACCUCAUUGGUCUAGGGAAGCCUUCAAAGGUGCCACCACCCUCAACAGAGUCCAAAGUAAAGUCUUUCCGGUCGCAUUUGGUCAAGAUGAUCCUAUCUUGUUGUGUGCUCCAACCGGAGCUGCUAAGACAAACGUGGCUAUGCCAACCGUCCUCAACGAGAUUGCCAAACAUCGUAACGAGGCCACCGGAGGGAUCGAUUUGGCCGCGUUUAAAAUUGUCUAUGUUGCUCCGAUGAAGGCCCUUGUCCAAGAAAUGGUUGGAAACUUCUCAAGCAGGCUUGAAUAUCUAGGCAUUCAAGUUGGAGAAUUGACAGUGGGCUUGAUCAUUAUCGAUGAGAUUCAUCUGCUACACGACGAGCGAGGACCGGUUCUAGAAGCUCUAGUCAGUCGAACCAUUCGUAGAAUGGAACAAAAUCAUGAAUAUGUUCGCCUCGUCGGUCUCUCGGCCACCUUGCCUAACUAUGCCGAUGUGGCUCGGUUCUUGCGCGUCAACCCGAAAAAAGGUCUAUUCUUCUUCGAUAGUUCCGCUCGACCCUGCCCCCUCAAGUUGGAGUUUAUUGGCAUCACUGAGAAAAAGGCCAUAAAGCGUCUCCAGCUCACCAACGAGAUCUGCUACGAGAAAGUUAUGAAGCAGCUUAAUGAUAAGCAACAGAUUAUCAUCUUUGUCCACUCUCGAAGUGAGACCACUAGGACGGCCAAAAACCUGAAAGAAACAAGUAUCGAGCGAGAUGAAGUUGGUAAAUUUAUGUCCGGAGGAUUAGCCACUCGGGAGAUCUUAAUGGAAACGGCCGAAAACGUCAAAGACCCGGGGCUCAAGGACAUCCUCCAAUUCGGCAUCGGAAUUCAUCAUGCCGGUUUACCGAAAACGUCAAAGACCCGGGGCUCAAGGAAAUUCGGCAUCGGAAUUCAUCAUGCCGGUUUAGAAAGAGUUGAUCGACGAUUGGUCGAAGAGUUGUUUGCCGAUGGUCACCUUCAAGUUCUAGUCUCGACCGCUACUCUUGCGUGGGGAGUCAACCUGCCCGCACACGCCGUCAUCAUUAAAGGCACUCAGAUCUACAAUCCCGAGAAAGGCAGAUGGGUUGAGCUAUCCCCCCAAGAUAUCUUGCAGAUGCUCGGCCGAGCAGGGAGACCACAGUACGAUACCUUUGGGGAAGGGAUCAUCAUUACCAAUCAUUCCGAGCUGCAAUUCCAUCUGUCAAUCACUACCAGUCAAUUGCCUAUCGAAUCUCAAUUGGUUAGUAAGCUAGCGGACAUCCUUAACGCUGAGAUCGUAUUGGGUACGAUCAGAAACCGUGAGGAAGCACCCCAAUGGCUAGGCUAUAGGUACUGGUACCAACGUGCAUUGGAAAACCCAUCACUCUAUGGCUUUCAGCAUGACCCCGAGGACCCUCUGUUGCUUCAAAAACGGACGCAUAUCGUCCACACCGCCAUUUGCAUCCUCGAGAAGAGUGGGUUGGCCAAGUAUGAUCGAAAGACUGGAUUAAUCGCCACACUCGAGCUCGGAAAGAUCGCCAGUCACUAUUAUGUCACCAAUACAUCGAUGUCCACCUACAACCAACAUCUCCGACCCACAAUGACACUGAUUGAAUUAUUCAGGGUAUUUGCUGCGAGUGACGAGUUUAAGUACAUACCUACGAGACCCGAGGAAAAGCAAGAGUUGGCCAAGCUCCUCGAAAAAGUACCAAUUCCGGUCAAAGAAUCUGUAGGAGAUCCAAGUGCGAAAAUCAAUGUUCUGCUGCAAGCCUACAUCUCAAGACUGCCGCUGGAAGGAUUUGCUCUGAUGGCAGACAUGGUUUAUGUCACUCAAUCGGCUGGAAGAAUCUUAAGGGCCCUGUUCGAGAUCUGUCUCAAGCGUGGCUGGGCUAGGUUGACUCACCAAGUCUUGGAUUUAUGUAAGAUGGUCGAGAAGAAAAUGUGGGUCUCUAUGACCCCUCUUCGGCAAUUUCCAUCUUGUUCAGCCGAUAUCAUUCGACGGGCCGAGAGGAAAGACUUUCCGUGGUACCGAUUCUUUGAUCUCGAACCUCCUGAGCUCGGCGAGUUAAUGGGAAACCCCAAGCUUGGAAAGACGAUCCACCGAUUCGUUCAUCAGUUUCCCAAGCUAGAGCUCCAAGCUCUCGUCCAACCUAUCACCCGAACUAUGUUACGAGUCGAACUAACGAUCACUCCGGAUUUCAUGUGGGAGGAAUCAGUUCAUGGGACUGCUCAAACGUUUUGGAUCAUGGUCGAGGAUGUGGAUGGAGAACUCAUCUUGUUUUCGGACCAGUUUCUCCUCCGUCAACGAUAUGCCAACGAAGAACAUUUUGUGACCUUUGACGUGCCGAUGAUCGACGUUGCUGAUCGCUGGCUUCAUGCGGUACUCGUCUACCGCUGUCCUUCAAGCAUCUCAUCUUACCCGAAAAGUUCUCCCAGCCUACUCCGCUAUUUCUUCCAGGCGCUCUACACUGGCAAUGACAACGUGUUGAUCUGCUCACCCACAGGUAGUGGUAAGACGACUUGUGCUGAAUUCGCUCUAUUGCGACUUUGGUCUCAACCGGAAUGGCAAAGGUGUGUUUGCAUCGAGCCAUAUCAAGAGGUCGUCGAUCUCCGAGUGAAAGAGUGGAGACAGAAGUUCGGUCCUCUCGGAAAAGUGAUCGAGCCUCUGACCGGCGAGCUGACGCGGGAUGUCGAGCUGACGGCAAGUGACGGGAGCAAGCCGGGACAAGCAAGAAUUGAUAUUAUAAUCUGCACGCCAACCCAGUGGGAUCUAGUUUCCAUACGAUGGAAACAACGGAAGAUGGUAGAAGGCACAGGACUUCUGAUUGCAGACGAAAUCCAUCUGAUCGGGUCUGAGAUCGGACCAGCCUAUGAAGUGAUUGUUUCGAGGACCCGAUACGUUACUGCUCAGAGCGAGAUCAGUAAGACGCGGAUCGUCGCCCUUGGUUGUCCAUUGGCGAACGCGCGAGACUUGGGCGACUGGAUGGGCGCUAAUUCCCAGGCGAUUUUCAACUUUGCUCCUGGAUCUCGACCAUUGCCGUUGGAGGUCCAUAUCCAGUCCUUCAACGUACCGCAUUUCCCAUCGUUGAUGAUUCAGAUGGCAAAGCCAGCCUACCUGUCAAUUCUUGAGUAUGCUCACGAGAAGCCGGUGAUUGCAUUUGUGCCAUCACGGAAACAAUGUCGGUUGACCGCCUCGGAUCUUUCCAUCUAUGCUCUCUCAGACGAAGACCCUCAGCGAUUUUUGAACAUCGAGCAAGAAGACCUUGCCCCAUAUCUCGCUAAAGUCUCAGACGAAAAUCUACGCGAGACUUUGGCUAGCGGGAUCGGGUAUUACCACGAGGCAAUGUCGAACACGGAUCAGGUGAUUGUUCAAAAGUUGUUCGAGGAGGGUGCGAUCCAGGUGGUAAUCGCUUCAAAAGAUACCGCGUGGAAAAUCGUUGCCAAAACAAUCGAGAAUAAGCAGGAUGCGGUGGACUGGUGCACUUGGCAAUGGUUUUACCGUCGCUUGGUAGCUGACCCGAAUUACUACAACAUGCAAGCUACUGAUCAUCGACAUCUGAGCGAUCAUCUAUCAGAACUGGUUGAAUCGACUCUUUCAGAUUUACAGAACUCCAACUGUAUUGCGAUCGAAGACGAGAUGGACACUACACCUCUUCCACUUGGACCUAUGAGUUUGACCGAAAAGACCAAGCUCAAGGGAAUUCUUGAGAUUAUUUCUGCUGCGCAAGAGUUCGAGUCGAUCCCACUACGACAUGGCGAAGAGGGUCUACUGAAGAAAGUGCACGAUCGAGUACCGGUGAAAGUAGGGAAAGUAGAGUACCUGUCCCCCCAUUUCAAGACCAACAUCCUAUUACAGGCUCACUUUAGCCGAUUGACUCUACCCUCUGACUUGAUGCUCGAUCAAGUCGAGAUCUUGAGGAAGGUCCCUAAUCUCAUCUCCGCUGCUGUCGACGUCUUGAGUUCUCAAGAGUGUCUAAACACUACUGUUGCCAUGGAAUUCUUUCAAAUGGUCGUCCAGGCAGUUUGGAAUCAUGAUAGUCCGUUGAAACAAAUUCCAGGUUUCUCUUCUGAGAUCAUUCAACGAUGCACGGCGGCCAAUGUGAAUCAAGUCACAGACAUCAUGGAGUCAGUGACCAUUCCGAUCCAGGAAGCCCAGAAGAUGUUCCCGCCACCCAGACAGCCGUCCCCGCUCUCACGUGCCCGCGUCCAGAAGGCCCAGACUGGCCGCUAA
Puccinia graminis f. sp. tritici CRL 75-36-700-3 is the source of this 4425-nucleotide messenger RNA. RefSeq lists its product as uncharacterized. The record is from RefSeq and is a predicted model, not a curated record. Lineage: Eukaryota; Fungi; Basidiomycota; Pucciniomycetes; Pucciniales; Pucciniaceae. The coding region runs from base 1 to 4425 and encodes 1474 amino acids. Gene Ontology annotation, molecular function: nucleic acid binding; protein binding; ATP binding. Gene Ontology annotation, cellular component: nucleus. The transcript has 13 exons.